CUGGUCAGAGGUGAAGUUGCCUCUCUUUGCUCCCGUGUAAACUCUCUAAUCCUUCCUGUGUCUCUAACCGCCUCGCACGUUGCUUGCUCUUAGCAAUGGGCCCGAGUUCAUCGCCAGAAAGCUUUCUGAUGUUCCUCUGGAUUUCAGGGAUCUGUGGUGGACUGGCCCAGGCUGAGCUCAUGAAAAAAGAUAACUGCACCAACUACGAGCUCCUGUUUGAACGGGUGUUCUCUGUCCCCGGGGACGCGGCCAUGCUGAACAGCACCCUGCUGUCUCCGGACGUCUUUGACUUCACCGCCGUCCCGUUCAACAUCACCUGGUUCAGCGCAAAGACGGGACAGGAGAUGAGAAAUGAGGCGGGUCGGAUUCUGGUGCUCCAGGAGACGCUUUGGUUCCUCAACACCACGAUGGACGACGAUGGGGAAUACCUCGCCAUAGUGCGAACUCCUUCUCAGUGCUACAUGCAGGCCGCUAAGCUGGUGAUGGAUCGGCCAGUUGCUGGAGAGUGUGGAAGGCCAAGAAAACAUCCUCGAGAUGUGGUGAAAGACCUGCAAUGCCCCCUGGGAGAUUACAUUCACCAACUGAAGAUCUACGGCAUCGACGUCUCUGUUAACUGGUACAAAGGCUGUGUCCUGAUAUCGAACACAUCAGGCAGUCAUACCAACAGGGACGGGAACUUCCACAAGGUAAAAGCUGAAGGCAGUGGCGCAUACACCUGCACUCUGACCUUUGCCCUGGACGGCGCAACAAGAUCAGUGUCAGAAACCAUUAAUGCAACGGUCACAGAGCAGUACUCCCUGUCUCCACAAAUCCAUGAACCGGAAAAUGAAAUUUUAAAAGCAGCAAAAGGGUCGAAUUUCACAAAGAGGUGUCUGCUGUUUGUGCCCGGUACUGCGAAAAAUUUUGUUUUUGUCGUUUGGUUGAUCCAAAAUACGGUCGUGUUUGAUUCUAAUUCGUCCGAACGCAUCUACACAACAAAGCGGCGUAAGUGGACCCAAGAUGAACCAAGGGGUGAGUGGUCAGAACGGCUGCUUCUCUUCUCAGAAGUGAGGGAGGAGGAUUUCUACCUCAACUACACCUGCAGGGUCUACACUUCCCAAGGCAAAUCAGAGGGAUACUUUACUUUGCUGCCAACAGAUCCGAACAUCAUCCUUCCCAUCAGAUUAGUGUUUGUUGGAGUGACUGUUCUCUUCGUCGUCAGCGUCGCCGUCUACUACGCCUUCAGGAUAGACAUUGUGCUGUGCUUCAGGAGAGCGUUUCCAGUCCUUUACACAAACAAAGAUCUUGAUGGCAAGCUGUAUGAUGCCUAUGUGGCUUACCCCAGUCCUGGUGCCUUUGGGUUCAGUGAGGAGGUGGAAAGGUUCGCCCUGCAGACAUUGCCUGAAGUGUUGGAACAGGCCUGUGGCUACAAACUGUUCAUAGCGGGCCGUGACUGCCUGCCGGGGCAGGCCGUCGUGGACUCUGUGGACGAGAACCUUCAGGCUAGUCGUCGGGUUCUCCUGCUCUACACCGCUUCCACUUUCAUCAAAAAGAGGCACACGAGCAGCACCAGCAGUAACAACAACAAUAUUACGAAGGUUGGCGAGGAGGCUGAUCAAAUCCAAAGUGGGACCAGUGAGGGCAAUGGCGGCGUGGGUUUUGGUGGUGACGACAAGGCGUUUUCGGACACAAGGCAGCAUCUGGAAUGUGUGGCAUCCAUGAACAGAGCGCUGCUGGAGGGCUCCUUAAAGGUCAUUCUGGUGGAACUGGAGGAGAUCACCCCGGCCCAGCUGGCCCUCUUCCCUGAGUCGGUUCGCCACCUGAGGAAGAAACAGGGCGCCGUGUGCUGGUGGAAGGUUCUCCAAACCAGGCAACAAUGGAGGGCAUGGAGAGAGGACGAGGAAAGACGUGGAAAGGACUCACAAGUGUCACCGUCCCUCUCUCCUCGCUCCAGGUUUUGGAAAGAAAUUAGGUAUCAUAUGCCAGUUAGAGGCAAGAGGGCAGUUUAUCCAGAGAAAACUGCCUUGUUGAACAUAUGAUGUUAGAUGUAAAUGCUUGAGUGAACUGGUGCGAUGAAAAAGUUAAAAAAAAAAAAAAAAAGUGUCACUCGAAUGAAUAUGACCUUUUACUUUAUUCUUUUGUAAUGUUAGAAGAAAAUUUCGGUUUAGUCAAAGGUCCAAACCGUUUGACAUGUAGUGACGUCAAAGAAACGUGUGAAGAAUAAUCAGAAGCUGUAAAACCAGCCUAUCUGUCCAUUUGUUGUUAUUUCUAAGUGUUCAUGUAAAGAAGGAAAAAUGUAAAUUGUGAAAGUUAUUAAAGUAUUUGUACAUAU
This is a messenger RNA of Xiphophorus couchianus (Monterrey platyfish), 2311 nucleotides long. RefSeq names its product interleukin-1 receptor type 1-like. Bases 96 to 2018 code for a protein of 640 amino acids. Gene Ontology annotation, molecular function: interleukin-1 receptor activity. Lineage: Eukaryota; Metazoa; Chordata; Actinopteri; Cyprinodontiformes; Poeciliidae. Gene Ontology annotation, biological process: signal transduction. The transcript has 12 exons. The record is from RefSeq and is a predicted model, not a curated record.